Messenger RNA from Conger conger (European conger), 1079 nucleotides. It is a transcript of the gene zmynd19, whose product is annotated as zinc finger, MYND-type containing 19. The record is from RefSeq and is a predicted model, not a curated record. The transcript has 6 exons. NCBI's taxonomy places the organism in Eukaryota, Metazoa, Chordata, Actinopteri, Anguilliformes, Congridae. Bases 270 to 953 code for a protein of 227 amino acids.
UGCUUCUCAUUGGUCUAAUGACACUCUUGUAGUUAUUCUGAUUGGCUCUUGUGUUUUGCACUCGUCCCUCCCCGGGGUGUCCUGGCGUUCUGAUUCCAGCCAGCGGUGUGUCGCGGAGGCUGUGGCGGGGGAGAGAGAGCCUGGGUCCGACUACCCUACUCGUCUAGACCGGGAGCAGAGUAGGGGUUGGGGGCCGUCCUGACCAGAUUCAAGUUCUUUGAUCACCUGGGCAGCUUUCUCUUUGUCGCUGCUAGCCACCCGCUCUCCCAAUGUCGGAUUUUAAGCUCGGGAUUGUUCGGCUGGGCCGUGUGGCCGGGAAGACAAAGUACACACUGAUAGACGAGCAGGAUAUUCCACUGGUGGAAAACUAUGCCUUUGAGGCUCGUAUGGAGGUAGACGCAGACGGGAACGGAGCAAAGAUCUUCGCCUACGCCUUCGACAUUGGCAAGGGCCGAUGGGCGGGGCGCCCACUGCAUGAGCUGCUCUGGGAAAAACACAGAGGUGGAAUUGCUCCCAGCUUCCAGGUUGUCCACAUCAACUCUGUAACCGUUGACAACCGGCUGGAUAACCUGCGCUUGGUGCCGGUUGGAUGGAGUCCCAAACCAGAGGAGCUGUCCAGCAAGCAGAGAGAGCAGUCUCUGUACUGGCUGGCCAUCCAGCAGGUACCGGCCGACCCGGUGGAGGAGCAGUACCUGGAGCUGAGCCGCACACGCUACUACAACGCCAACGGGGAGCUGGUGGAGGAGGAGGAGUGCUCCUGCACCUACUACGAGUGUCACUACCCGCCCUGCUCGCUCAUCGAGAGGAGACUCAGGGAGUUCAACAUCUGCGGGCGGUGCCAGGUGGCGCGGUACUGCGGGUCGCAGUGCCAGCAGAGGGACUGGCCGGCCCACAAGAAGCAGUGCCGGGAACGCAAGAGGGCCCUGGCGCUGGAGACGGAGCCGGAGCGGUGAUCUCCGGACCCGGGACCGGGACCGGGCAGGGAUGGAGGGAGGACAGCCGAGGGAGGGAGACUUUGGGGUUUUGAAGUGCAAAAAAUUAUAAAUAUAUAUAUGAUGGAGACGAAGGACAAUGUAACA